Molecule: messenger RNA, 2813 nt
Organism: Sesamum indicum (sesame)
Lineage: Eukaryota; Viridiplantae; Streptophyta; Magnoliopsida; Lamiales; Pedaliaceae
Source: RefSeq, a predicted model, not a curated record
UUGGAUCAUGUGAAGAGCGGGGCGGAUUCGGAGGCUUCGUAUGAUGGUAAUAGUAAUGGUGGGGUUUACCAACAGAGCAGUUCGCACCUCCACCACCAUUGCCACCACCUUCCGGUGAUACGCUACUUUUUGAUACGUAAAAGGGUGCCUGAGAAUUGGGUUUUACACGUGGAGGAAUGCGUGUUCAGUGUGCGGGGAUUUUUGUAUUCUUCGACUCCAAGGAAGCAUAUGGGCCGUGCGGUUCUUGCAAUACUUCUGAUGAUGGUGGUGUUCUCGGCUUUUUUCAAGUUUUUCUUCUUGAUGGGGGGCGGCGGCGGGGGCACCCCUGGGGUCGGCAUCGGGAAUUUUGUGAGGACGGAGAAAGAGAUUGUGAUUAUUCAGAAUUUCAAGAAUGAUCCUUCGUCCAAUGCUCAGAAGGCAGUUCUUGACCCGGAGCCAUCUUCUAGUUCUGCUGUCCAGAAACGGCAGAUGAAGGAAUUUCCGGUACCAGAAAUAUGGACGAAACCAAAUAGUGAUAACUUUUACCAAUGCAUUUCUCGGCCAAGAAAUCGCACAAGGACGGGGUCAGCAACGAACGGUUAUAUUCUUGUUCAUGCUAACGGGGGAUUGAAUCAAAUGAGAACAGGAAUAUGUGAUAUGGUUGCAGUAGCAAAGAUUAUGAAUGCAACUCUUGUGAUUCCUUCCCUUGAUCACUCGAGCUUUUGGACAGAUCCUAGUGGCUUUAAGGAUAUUUUCGAUUGGAGGCAUUUUAUCGAAGUUUUGAAAGAUGAUGUAGAGAUUGUCGAAAAGUUGCCAGCAGAGUAUAAAAGAGUGAAACCCGUGAACAAAGCACCAGUCUCUUGGUCUAAGGCUGGCUAUUAUAGAGGAGAGAUUCUGUCUCUGCUUAAAAAGCGCAAAGUAAUCUUGUUUACCCAUACAGACUCACGGCUCGCAAAUAAUGGGUUGGCGCCCUCUAUCCAGAGGCUUAGGUGCCGUGCAAACUAUGAGGCUCUUCGUUAUACGCCAGAGAUUGAGGAGCUAGGAAUGAAAUUGGUUAACAGACUGAGAGAUGACAAUGAACCAUAUGUUGCUCUUCACUUGAGGUAUGAGAAAGACAUGCUAGCAUUCACUGGCUGCAGCCAUAAUUUGACAGCACGUGAGGCUGAGGAGCUUCGUAUCAUGAGGUACGACGUUAAGCAUUGGAAAGAGAAGGAGAUCGACAGCGAAGAAAAAAGAAGGCAAGGUGGCUGUCCGAUGUCUCCUAGGGAGGCAGCAUUAUUUCUCAAGGCCAUGGGUUAUCCUAGUUCAACAAGAAUAUACAUUGUGGCAGGAGAAAUUUAUGGUAACAAUACUAUGGAUGCAUUCAGAGCUGAGUAUCCAAAUGUUUUCACACACUCAACACUUGCGACACCAGAAGAGUUAGAACCCUUCAAGCCUUAUCAGAAUCGUCUUGCAGCAUUGGACUACAUCAUAGCAUUGGAAAGUGAUGUAUUCGUUUACACGUAUGAUGGGAAUAUGGCAAAGGCCGUGCAGGGGCACAGGAAGUUUGAAGGAUUUAAGAGAACGAUAAACCCUGACAGAUUCAAUUUAGUAAAACUGAUAGAUUUAUUGGAAAAUGGGUCUAUUUCUUGGACGGAUUUCACUGAAGAGGUGAAGAGAUUACACGCUAACAGAACCGGAGCACCAUCUCUUAGACAGGCAGGAGGACUCCCAAGACUAGAGGAGAAUUUCUACGCGAACCCCUUUCCUGGUUGUCUUUGUAACAAAUCCGAGAAGCAACAGCAACUUGAUCCAAGACCUGCUCCCACAGCUACACCACAAAGAUAGCUUAUUUUCUUUUUUAGCGGCUUAAAUCAGAAACCAGAAUUGUAAAGUUGACAACGGCCUGUGCAUUGCUCUAGCAGCAGCUGGAUAGAGGAUGCCUGAAGAAGCGGGAUUCUCACUCUCCAGAAAACAAGCAGCAAACGGGAUCAAAGAGCUUUCUCGGUGGAACAUUGUGAUUCUGUGAAGAAGUUUGCUUGCUAUGGUGUACAAUUGGUUGAGCUGGGAGAGGUGGUUAAUUUUAUGGAUAACCACAACACGAAACCGAAUAAGUGCAUAGUUCAGGGAAGUAGAGAUUAUUUGAUUCAAUUGUUCAUAUUUCCGUCAUUAGGCUUUGAUCAUUGCUCAACACAACAGGCUAUUAUUACGCAGAUUUGUUAUUAUUGUGAACAGAACCACCAUAAAGGGAAAAUUUCUCACAUGUUUCAAAAAAUGCUUCUGCUUUGAUUCACUCGGAAUGUUGUUGCAAAUUUAUGAGAUUGUUUUCUUCUCAACUGUACUUAGUUUUUCCAAUGCUUCAAACAUCUAAUUCGUACAAGGGAAGGUAAAGGAAGUAAAUGCAUGCCCAACAUUAACAUUAACGGAAGGGUCAGGGAACAGAAUUAGGCAAAGGAAAAAUAUAUUAAAUGUUUGUCCACCACUAAAAUUAACGUGAAUGGCAGGGAAUAUAGUAGGCAAAGGAGGGGUGGAGUCCCUUGAAGCAGGUACCACGGCAAGAAUCACAAGUGGAACGUGAAACAAUGCUGAUACACAAGGGUGUUAAACAAGCGAAAAUGAACAGAAGAGCCCAGGAGGCCAAGAGUCACUCAGAGACAGAGGAAGAGAGUACUUCGUAUAACAAUUAUUAUUCUGGAUACUAGUUUUACAAGAUGCUCAACAUAAUCUACAACUGCCUGCGAAUCACAGAAUAAAAAGUACACAGAAAAGUAUAAGCCCCGAACAUCUACAUGAAGGCGUCAGAAGCAUUGCCCCCGGUAAUCACCUUCAUCCGUAUUCAUCAAUACUUUAGUAUA